GGCUGUCCAGACCUUUCACAGCCACUGACACGCCGCCAGCACAAUGAUGAUGUCACUGACUCUACUGCUGGCCACCCUGGGGCUCCUUGUUCAGGGUUCAUCAGGACAAAUCACUGUGACUCAGUCUCCUGGAUCUCAGUCUGUUGUUCCAGGACAGACUGUCUCCAUCACAUGUAAAACCAGUUCAGAUGCUUAUAGCUACCUCCACUGGUACCUUCAGAAACCUGGAGAAGCUACUAAACUCCUGAUUUAUGAUGCUACAAACCUUCAGCCUGGAGUUUCAGAUCGUUUUAGUGGAAGUGGAUACGGCACUGACUUCACUCUGACCAUCAGUGGAGUUCAGGCUGAAGAUUCAGGAGUUUAUUACUGUCAGAGUUAUCACUUUAUCAACAGUCAGCUUAUGACUUUGAUCUCCGUCCUCAUCUGGACUCUCCUCUGCUGCUGCUUCACAGAGUCCAGAGGCCAGGUCACAGUGACUCAGCCUGCAGCAGUGAGAUCUGCUCUGGGAGGAUCCACAACCAUCAACUGUAGGACCAGUCAGGAUGUUUAUAAUGGGGACUUCUUAGCCUGGUACCAACAGAGAGAUGAAGAGACUCCUAAACUUCUCAUUUACAGGGCUACCAGUCGAGCAUCAGGGAUUCCAGAUCGUUUUUCAGGCAGUGGAUCAAACUCCGACUUCACUCUGACCAUCAGUGGAGUUCAGGCUGAAGAUGCAGGAGUUUAUUACUGUCAGAGUUAUCACUAUAUCAACAGUCAGGAUGUGUUAACACAGUGAAAAAGCGUCGUACAAAAACCUCCCUCAGUCAG
Molecule: messenger RNA, 807 nt
Organism: Thunnus maccoyii (southern bluefin tuna)
Lineage: Eukaryota; Metazoa; Chordata; Actinopteri; Scombriformes; Scombridae
Product: signal-regulatory protein beta-2-like
Exons: 4
Coding region: 44-775 (243 amino acids)
Biological process (GO): immune response; immunoglobulin production
Source: RefSeq, a predicted model, not a curated record